Aspergillus nomiae NRRL 13137 is the source of this 603-nucleotide messenger RNA. RefSeq names its product 60S ribosomal protein eL38. The transcript has 3 exons. Gene Ontology annotation, cellular component: ribosome; cytosolic large ribosomal subunit. NCBI's taxonomy places the organism in Eukaryota, Fungi, Ascomycota, Eurotiomycetes, Eurotiales, Aspergillaceae. Gene Ontology annotation, molecular function: structural constituent of ribosome. The record is from RefSeq and is a predicted model, not a curated record. Gene Ontology annotation, biological process: protein-RNA complex assembly; translation. Bases 30 to 272 code for a protein of 80 amino acids.
CCGACUUACGUCCCCAAUCACCGCCCACCAUGCCUCGUGAAAUCUCCGACAUCAAGCAGUUCAUUGAGAUCUGCCGCCGCAAGGAUGCCUCCUCUGCCCGCAUCAAGCGCAACCGCAAGACCCAGCAGGUCAAGUUCAAGGUCCGCUGCCAGCGCUUCGUCUACACCCUUGCCCUGAAGGACUCCGACAAGGCCGACAAGCUCAAGCAGAGCUUGCCCCCAGCCCUCAAGGUCGUCGAUGUCUCCAAGGGUGAGAAGAAGAAGGCUCUGUAAAUACCUUCAAUGAUUUGAAGUAGGGAGAGGUGGGCUCGGAGGACGGUUGCCGAAGCAUAAGUCGACUGUCGAAUGGGAUUUGGCAUUGGCAUGGAUGCUCGUGUGGGCCGGCACUGGGAUGAAUCGGUCUGACCUGUUUGAUAUACGGGAGGAUUGGAAGUCCCUGCGUCUGUCGGAUGCUGUGAUCAUAAGUCCGGAACGGCACUUUUCACCGGCCAGACCUACAUAUCUAAAUCAAUUUCCAGAGGAUGCUUGGUCGGAGCUCCCUGGUUCUACUAUCUAAUGAAGAGAAAAACAGUUGAAAUGCCGUGCACCCCGUCCAACUUGCAAU